Messenger RNA from Exophiala spinifera, 1917 nucleotides. RefSeq lists its product as uncharacterized. Gene Ontology annotation, molecular function: SNARE binding. Lineage: Eukaryota; Fungi; Ascomycota; Eurotiomycetes; Chaetothyriales; Herpotrichiellaceae. Gene Ontology annotation, biological process: SNARE complex assembly. The transcript is spliced from 2 exons. Gene Ontology annotation, cellular component: endosome; lytic vacuole. The coding region runs from base 1 to 1917 and encodes 638 amino acids. The record is from RefSeq and is a predicted model, not a curated record.
AUGGAUGACCAUGAACAUGACCCUCCGCAAGCGACACCCAAGGUUCGCAACGAGAAACCCUUUUUCUAUCCAUGGAAUCGCCGACUCCGACAUCUCCAUGGUAUCUCACUGCGCAACCUCCAUGUGACUGCACCGAGUCCUCGAAAGCAUGCGAAGACAAUCACCGAUGAUGAUGCGCCAUACAACCUCACCUCACCAUCUAAGCGCGCGCUGAAGAGCGAUGCGCAGUCUCUGCCCCAGUCGCGCUCCUUCACCAACCUGAUUUCUGUCACCGGUGAGGCCCAUACUCCGAACGCCUUCCACAAAGCAGCCACUUCGUAUGAAAAGAAUGAGAAACAGACAGACAGACCUCGGGCAGGAAGGAUGCGCAGGAGGAGCACUCUACACUGGACUUCGGCAAGUCCAAGGGCACGCCAGUCAAAACUAGAAGAUAUGGUCGUGGACCGCCUGGCCGAUAGCUGGAUCUCAAUACACUCUCCUGACAGUACCGAGCCAGUGUACAUCAGUGAGGUCAUUGAACGCUCCAUGAAUCCAAGCUUUGCUUUUUUCGACCUCGACAAUACCGACUCUCAGGUUGCUCGUUCCGACGAAGGGACUAUACGUGUUUGGGCCAAAGCCUCCAACGCCGAUGAGUAUUGCCUCCUUGUCGAGCUUGCUCUCAACCUCCGAUCGCUACAGUUUAUUGGCCGGACUCUCGAAAACUUCCAUCAUCCCUUACCACAAAACUGCGUUCUCCUGCAUCUCUCUGAUGGCAUCUACACCAGCUUCACUGACCUUCCGGCCGAUGUACGUUCUGGGUCCGACCAUCUAAUUGAUCACAAGGAAGGCUCAGCGAGGCCUGGCGUGUCCUUUGAUGUUUUGAUGCAGUUGGCCAAUCUAGAUGAGUGUAUACAGGAUGCCAUCAAUGUCAGGACGCAGCUAGAAGAGGAUAUCAACAAGCUUAUCGCAGACUCGCAUUUGUUCAGCGUCAAUGACGAAGGCCCGUCAAGGCUGGAAAGUGACGAGCCGCGUGCCGAAGCAGCACUGGCCAGCGAACAAAAGCAUCUCCGACAGUUGACAAAACGGAGGGACGAGAAGCAGGAGUCACUGACCAAGCGACGAAAUGCCCUUAGCCUGUGCCGCGAAGAACUGACCAAGACGAGAAAGUCAAUUGAAGACAGAACCAAAUCUUGCCAGGAGAUUGAGAGUCUACUGCAGCAGACCGACAAAGACUCGACUGGGCAGGUACGUCGCAUUUGUGAAGCACUGCUCACAAUCUACCCCAUCGAACCGAUCAAAGGCCGUACUCUUCAAUUUACCAUUCGCGGCAUUCACUUACCGAACUCGGUUUACAACGACACUAACCGGGACGAAAUCGCCGCGGCGUUGGGGUUCUCCGCUCAGCUGGUGCACCAUUUGUCACUGUACCUCUCCGUUCCUCUACCAUAUCCGAUCGAACCGUACGGUUCUUCAUCCUUUAUCUCUGACCCUAUCUCGAUCGGCUUGAGCCAACGAAGAUAUCCUUUGCAUCCCACGACAGUGCCCUACAAGUUCGAGUACGGGGUGUUUCUUUUGAACAAGGACAUUGAGUUUUUGAUGAAUAGGGCGCAGUUGAGGGUGCUCGACAUUCGGCAUACCCUACCAAACCUGAAAUACUUACUGUAUGUGUUGACUGCGGGCACGGGUGAUCUUCCACCACGGACUGGAGGUAUUCGGGGUCUUCUGGGAGGUCGCAUGGGUCCAGAGCCACUACGUCGAGACAGCGAAGAGAGUGUUCAGAGUCUGCCAUCGGCACUUGGAGCGGACAGCAAUCAGGGGAGGAUUAAUGGGGGUUUCGCUAGCCCCAAGGAAAAAGACAUUAAUGAUCGCUUUGUUUCCACAUCCCCAGCUCUUGGAGUGUCUUAUCGGCAUGGUUUCAAAGACACUACAGGGAGAUAG